Messenger RNA from Lingula anatina, 2316 nucleotides. Its product is annotated as dystrophin-like. Gene Ontology annotation, cellular component: plasma membrane. The record is from RefSeq and is a predicted model, not a curated record. Gene Ontology annotation, biological process: synaptic signaling. NCBI's taxonomy places the organism in Eukaryota, Metazoa, Brachiopoda, Lingulata, Lingulida, Lingulidae. Gene Ontology annotation, molecular function: zinc ion binding; protein binding.
GAAGGUUGGUAAAUUUUAACACAGGCUGAGGGCAACUGCCGUUAAGGAAAGUUAACAGAUGUAUUUAGAGGUGCCCUCUAGCGGGGAAUCCCAAAGCCCACGUUAAAAUAUGGCUUCACAUUUUGAAUCGAAGUGAAUAAUUGUGCUGCAAAGAUGUGGAAUUCACAGAGCUUUUACGGUAAACUCUUGGAUGGAUGGGAGAAGUCGGAAACCAGGAAUGGAGUUCCCUAUUACAUCAAUCAUAAAAGUGAGAGAACUCAAUGGGACCAUCCUUUCCUUAGCAAAACUUUGGAGGAGCUAGCUGAAUUUGAUGAUGUCAGGUAUGCAGCAUACAGAACUGCCAUGAAGCUGAGGUUUCUACAGAAAAGAUUAAAGUUGGAUCUCAUCACUCUCCCUAUGAUAAGCAGGGCGUUUGAUGACCAUGGGUGGUCAAGCAGUCAGGACAGUGUGAUCACCUGUGGAGAGCUGGAGACGGUCAUCAUGGAUAUCUUCUAUAAAACAAGGAGAGGGAAGCCAGGCAGCCUUACCAUUGAGCAGUCCACAGAAAUACUCCUCAACUGGUUGCUCAACAUGUAUGACAUACAUAGGACAGGGUAUGUCAGAGUCAUUUCUGCAAAGAUAGCCAUGGUUGCUCUGUGUUCUGCAAGGCUGGCUGAGAAGUACAGAUAUUUGUUUUCCCAACUCAGUGAUUAUGACAACACAAUAUCAAGGAAACAUCUAGGACUGUUUCUGCAUGACUUACUGCAGGUGGCUGAACUUUUGAAUGAGUGUCUGCCAUUUGGUGGAAUGGCUGCAAUAGGUGCUGCAAUAGACAGUUGUUUCAGUAUGUCUCGCAGUACCACUGGUGUAGAAGAGUUUUCCUUCCUGGACUGGAUGUUACUUGAACCUCAGACACUGGUCUGGCUGCCUACAAUGCAUAGGAUGGCUGCUGCAGAGUCAGUUAAACAUGAAUCUAAGUGCAAUAUAUGCAAGGAAUACCCAAUAAUAGGAUUUAGAUACAGGUGCCUGAAAUGUUUCAACUAUGACCUAUGUCAACAGUGCUUUCUGACAGGAAGAGUAGCCAAGAAGCACAAGCUAACACACCCUAUUGAAGAGUACUGUUUAGCAACAACCUCCAAGGAAGACACUAAGGCAUUUGUAAAGACUGUCAGGAACAACUUGAGUAAAAGACACCACAAGAAAUACAAGCCACGGUAUCUUCCUAUUAGAGGGGAUGGACAGCCCAUGGAAGAGGACUUCACUGAUGCAGUACCAGAAUCUGAUGCUGACAUGCACCAGCUAUUACAGAGUGCAGCUAGGAAGCUGGCCCAGGCAGAGACACAGGCCCCACCAAGACAGUCCUCUAAGAUGCUACAGACUGACAUGACAACAGGACCAAAGCAGCAGGUCACCCCUCCAAAAAUGUACAGUAUUGUUCCCAAUGAGCAGCGGAGAGAACUAGACAGUAUUAUUCAUCAUUUAGAGGAUGAAAAUAGGGACCUUUUGCUGGAAAUAGAAAGAUUACACAACAGGUCCAUGUCAGGUAACAGCAGCUCCACAUUGACAGAUGAACAGCAGCGAGUGGAGAGGGAGAAACUGGAAGCUAGGCAGGCCAUACUGGAGGCACACAACAAACAGAUGGAGAAACAGCUGACCAGGUUAAGAGCACUGAUAGAGAAGGAGUCCACAGCCCAGAGACAGCCACCUGUUUCUACCUCUCCUAGUAGGCCAACCCAGCCCAAGUCAGCAGUGCAUGCUAACCCCCAGCCCCAGAGGAACAUCCCUAGUUUUAACAUCCAGUCCCCUGAGCCCAGUUAUGACCAGUUAGUGGAAAGACUGACCAUACUGGCAGGGUCUCAGGGGAAACCCAUCCAUGUGCCACGAUUUGAGGGCCCUGUGGUGAGAACCUCCCAGGUACCACCUCCACAGUAUACCCCACAGGGAGGAGGGAGGAACAUGGCACAGCCAAGAGGACUUGGCCCAGAGCAGGAGCAAAAUGUUCCCCCACAGAGAGACAGGUUUUCUGGUUUGACACUCCCGCAGCGACAGGCUGGUGCUCCACUUAGAGAAGUCAGUCAGAACACCAUGCAGAAUGUCAUGACGCCCAGCAUGUUGCCUAGCAACAACCACGACCUUGGCUUGACCCCAUGGACACCAGGCAGAGAUUUUACAUUUGGAGACGACACUAGGCUGAGUCUGUCCUAUUUGUCCCUGCCAUCAGCUUCCAAGUCUCGCAACUUCCCAGAAGAGGAGGAGGAGCUGGAGGAUAUUAUAAAGAGAUUGGAGAGGGAAUAUCCAGCUGAUAUGUCUUUCUCAUGGACCUUUUGCUGGAAAUAG